UCAAAGAUACGAACAAAUAAAAAUGAUGGGUUCAAGAACAAUUGGCGGUGUUGCCACCGCCGGUGAUGAAGUAAACUAUUAUGUCGACCGGACUAGUGAAUUAAAGAUUUUCGAUGAGACCAAGCUUGGAGUGAAGGGUCUCGUCGAUUCAGGAAUUCCCAAAGUCCCUAGAAUCUUCAUCCACCCAACUGUUGUUACUGCUGCCGUUAACACCCACCGAUUCGUCUUCCCCACCAUAGACCUCGCCGGAUCUCGCCAAGAUCCAUCCCGGCGACGACAAAUCGUUGACCAAGUCCGUCAGGCUUCCGAGUCAUGGGGAUUCUUCCAGGUGAUUAACCACGGAGUUCCGACGAGCGUCCUGAAGCAGAUGCUGGAAGGAACCCUCGGAUUCUUCGAGCAAGAUGAAGAAGAGAAGAAGAAAUUGUACACUAGAGACGUGAAGAAGGUGCUUAUAUAUAACUCAAAUUUCGACCUGUACAGUGCUCCGGCGGCUCAGUGGAGGGAUACUUUCUAUUGCAACAUGGCCCCUGUUCCUCCUAAGCCAGAGGAUUUACCUCAAGUUUGCAGAGAUAUAUUGAUGGAGUAUUCGAAGCAUGUGAUGACAUUGGGAAUGGAUGUGAUCGAGUUAAUGUCGGAAGCUCUUGGCCUGGGUCCAAGGCAUCUGAAGGACAUGGAUUGUGCAGAGGGUCUGGCUAUUCUAGGACACUACUAUCCGGCUUGCCCAGAGCCAGAUCUCACCGUUGGCACCACAAAGCACGCAGACAAUGAUUUCUUCACCGUCCUACUGCAGGACCAUAUAGGAGGCCUCCAGGUCCUUCAUGAGGGCCAAUGGGUCGACGUUCCUCCUAACCCUGAAGCUCUCGUAAUCAACAUUGGCGAUCUUCUCCAGCUGAUAACAAAUGACAAGUUCAGAAGUGUGGAGCACAGAGUUGUGGCGAACAGGGUGGGGCCGAGGGUAUCGGUGGCGAGUUUCUUUACGACGGGGAUGACACCGACGGAGAAGGUUUAUGAGCCGAUAAAAGAAUUGCUAUCAGAAGAUGAGCCUCCAAAAUACAGGGCAACCACGGUCAGAGAUUACGUUAAGUUCUUUGGAGAGAAAGGACUUGAUGGUACUUCUGCUCUCUUGCACUUUAGGAUCUAAA
Impatiens glandulifera is the source of this 1142-nucleotide messenger RNA. RefSeq names its product 1-aminocyclopropane-1-carboxylate oxidase homolog 3-like. The transcript has 3 exons. Bases 23 to 1141 code for a protein of 372 amino acids. Lineage: Eukaryota; Viridiplantae; Streptophyta; Magnoliopsida; Ericales; Balsaminaceae. The record is from RefSeq and is a predicted model, not a curated record.